UACACUUCCAACAGAGGCAGGGAAAAUGAGUACCACUUUCGUCCAGGUCUUGCUGGCGUUACUCACAUGCUUGCGGUUCGCAACGGUUCCUGUGGACGCAAAUGUGCAGUGCAUCGGUGUCGACGGCUUGGGACUGUGCGAGGAGUACAAACAUAUCAGAUACAAUGGAUCAUUGGCUGCCUGCAGCCAUAUGUGCGUUCCAUGGAAGGACACUUCGUGCUACCGUAAUGAGUGGGAGCGAGAGCCAUGUCUUGUCUUCGACAAGGCUCCUUUCGGCAGGUGCUACGAUGGGGUAUGCUACGAUAACCAUGUGUAUGAUAGAUUGGUCAAGCUAAGAGCGCCUAACACUCGGAUGCCGUGCGCACAUGGGAACGACUAUUUAUAUAAUUCCAGGGGACCAUUCGGCUGCCAUUUUUACUGCCGCUUACCUCCCAACAAGAUCGUAAGACGUCCCGACGGCAAUGCCUGUCUGAAUCCGAGGAAGGCGGUCAAGGGCGGAUGUAAAAGCGGUUACUGCGUAGCUGGUUACCAGCGAAGUUGAGCAGAGACGAGCGUCAGAAUGGCAUUUGUACGAAAGGAACUGUCCUCGUCUAUGCAAUUAAACACAACAUUCAUC
Ornithodoros turicata is the source of this 616-nucleotide messenger RNA. RefSeq lists its product as uncharacterized. NCBI's taxonomy places the organism in Eukaryota, Metazoa, Arthropoda, Arachnida, Ixodida, Argasidae. The transcript is spliced from 7 exons. Bases 26 to 541 code for a protein of 171 amino acids. The record is from RefSeq and is a predicted model, not a curated record.